Ceratosolen solmsi marchali is the source of this 1610-nucleotide messenger RNA. Its product is annotated as glycoprotein endo-alpha-1,2-mannosidase. Gene Ontology annotation, molecular function: alpha-mannosidase activity. The transcript has 5 exons. Bases 57 to 1484 code for a protein of 475 amino acids. Lineage: Eukaryota; Metazoa; Arthropoda; Insecta; Hymenoptera; Agaonidae. The record is from RefSeq and is a predicted model, not a curated record.
GAGCGAUAUCGAUGCUCGUAGUAAUAUAUCUUUAAAAGGAAUAUUAAUCGGUAAACAUGUACUUGGGUAAUCUGAUAACAGCGGUGUCGCUGAGAAAGUGUUUUUACUUAUCGGCGAUGGUAUUGAUAGUGUCAACUCUUAUGGCAGCGAUCAUAAUUGUCAAGCUGUCACCAUUGGAAUCAGUCAAGUGCCAACCGCACGCAGUGACAGCGACUCUCGAAUGGAGUACUUUGUUAAAUAAUCCAACGAAAGCAUUGAUAACGACAUCGGAAAACACCAUUAAAAUGGAAAAGCAUGAUAAAAGUGACAGGGGAGUGCAACAGGAGAUUAUCCAAGACAAAUCAUCGAAAAUGGCCCGGCAGAUGAGAAAUAAAGUUUUGCCGCUCCUAAAUAGUAUCUUAGUAGUUGAACCAAAUUACAACGUCCACAUCUUUUACUACGCUUGGUAUCGUUCCAAAGAAUAUGACGGUGUCUGGAGACACUGGAACCACGACUAUCUUCCGUACUGGAAAAAGAGCGAUAAAAGAAUCUAUCCCGAGGGUAGUCACUUACCGCCAGCUGAUAUAGGUGCCAACUAUUAUCCUACUCUAGGAUGUUACAGUUCCAUGAAUCCUCAAAUCAUCGAUCUUCAUAUGAGGCAAUUAAAAGAGGCUGGCAUUGGAGCGGUAAUAGUUUCCUGGACUCCGCCGACGAGUAACGAAAACACUGACUCCAUCAUGCCCGAUCUGUUGGAUGCUGCUCAUAGAUAUCAAUUGAAAAUCGCUCCACAUAUUGAGCCUUAUGAAGGAAGAAAUCCGAUCAAUCUUAUGGAACAUUUGCGAUAUUUGUUCAGUCAAUACGGCUCUCAUCCGGCACUUUAUCGGAUGCGACGAGAAUCUGAUGGAACAGUCUUACCAGUUGUGUAUAUAUAUGACUCUUAUGUGUUUCCAUCGAGUGCCUGGUGGGAAUUGUUAUCAGAACACGGAAAUCUGACACUUCGAGGAACUGAACUAGACGCCAUUUAUAUCGGGCUUUUGGUAGAUGCUCAGCACAAGAAUCACAUCAAAAAGUCCCACUUCGAUGGAUUUUACACGUAUUUUGGUAUAAAUGGUUUUAGUUACGGCAGCUCUUGGAAAAAUUGGAAGGACUUAAACAAGUUUGCGAAUCAAAAUGGAUUGCUCUUCAUACCCAGCCUGGGACCAGGAUACAUUGAUACGCGGAUUCGACCUUGGAACGCAGAAAACACUAGGCAUCGACGACACGGUCAGUAUUAUGAAUUUGCGUGGCGGAGUGCGGUAAACAGUGGAGCGUCCAUCAUUUCCGUGACAUCGUUCAAUGAAUGGCACGAGGGUACGCAAAUCGAGCCCGCGAGGCCCGCGAGUAAUCGGGACUUCACGUACCUCGAUUACGAGCCGGAGGGGCCGGAAUUCUAUCUCAAUCUGACCAAAUGGUGGGUACAGCAGUUCUCCGACAAGCUCAAUGCCGCAAGCUCCGCCCUCAGUUAAUUUCCCGGGAAAGGUUCUUCCGGGGUUAUUUGCUGCCUGGCGCAAUGCCUCGAUUAGCGUUCGCUAUAAGAAUUCUUUUCGAAAAGUCAUUUCAUACAUCCUUGUAAGUUUUCAAUUUGAGUUAUU